Molecule: messenger RNA, 625 nt
Organism: Octopus sinensis (East Asian common octopus)
Lineage: Eukaryota; Metazoa; Mollusca; Cephalopoda; Octopoda; Octopodidae
Product: adenylate isopentenyltransferase 5, chloroplastic-like
Exons: 4
Biological process (GO): tRNA modification
Cellular component (GO): mitochondrion
Molecular function (GO): tRNA dimethylallyltransferase activity
Source: RefSeq, a predicted model, not a curated record
AUGAAGACUAGUGGUGGCCGAUUGCGUCCACUUGUAGCUGUACUUGGCCCAACUGGUUCUGGAAAAUCACAAAUAGCAUUUGCAUUGGCCAAAAAAUUUAAUGGAAGCAUUAUAAAUGCUGAUGCUAUGCAGAUGUACAAAGGAUUAAAUAUUAUUACCAAUAAACCCACUCCUUCUGAGUUAAACGCGUGUCCUCAUCAUUUAAUUGACUUUUUGGACCCUUUAUAUGAAAAUUAUAAUGUCAAGAUGUACAAGCUUGAUAAGUUAAUUGAUGAAAGAGUUGAUAAAAUGCUGGAAAAUGGUCUGGUUGAUGAACUUGUCGAUUUUCAUCAUCGUUAUAGUGAAAAUCAGACCUAUGAGGGGUGUAGUAGACCUGAAUGCUAUUGUGUAUAUAAAUUAGAUGCCACAGGAUCCAAGGAUCUGUCGACAGACGUAAUUCCAAUGGCAAUUACCAUUGUUGCUGACUAUUUGGCUGUAUUGUCUCUGGUGAUUAUAAUUCAGAAACGUUCUCAGAUAUUACCCGAUCAGUAUGCAAACUGUCAAGCAAUGCAAGCACUUUUUAAGAUUAUCAAAAUACCAUAUAAUGUAGAAUAUUAUAAAAAUGCAGAAGAAAUUUCUCCAAACG